Molecule: messenger RNA, 14774 nt
Organism: Gambusia affinis (western mosquitofish)
Lineage: Eukaryota; Metazoa; Chordata; Actinopteri; Cyprinodontiformes; Poeciliidae
Product: CUB and sushi domain-containing protein 1-like
Exons: 74
Coding region: 3-10661 (3552 amino acids)
Source: RefSeq, a predicted model, not a curated record
CCAUGCACCUGUUCUCAACAAGCAAUGCUGAUUCCUGUGGUGGUGUAGUCCAAGGCCUGAACGGGACCAUAGAGUCUCCUGGUUUUCCCCAUGGCUAUCCCAACUAUGCCAACUGCACAUGGCUGAUAAUAACAGGAGAGAGGAACCGAAUACAGCUAACCUUUGUUACGCUGGCACUGGAGGAAGACUUUGAUAUUGUAUCCGUCUAUGAUGGACAACCAUCGCCUGGCAACUUAAAAAUGAGAUUGUCAGGAUUCAUGCUGCCCUCUCCUAUUGUCAGCAGUGGUUCCAUACUGGCUCUGUGGUUUACAACAGACUUUGCUGUGAGUGCGCAGGGCUUCAAAGCAGUAUAUGAAGUUCUGCCCAGCCACACGUGUGGCACUCCUGGCCUUAUUCCGAAUGGAAUUAUUCAUGGAUCGAGAUACAACAUGGGAGACAAGAUCCGAUACAGCUGCGAGUCGGGUUUUGUGCUGGAAGGUCACAGUACCCUCACAUGCAUUGUGUCACCUGGCAGUGGAGCACAGUGGGACUUCCCAUCGCCGUUUUGUCGAGCGGAGGGAGCAUGUGGCGGUACGUUACGAGGCACCGCGGGUUCAAUCACCAGCCCCGGAUAUCCAGCGGAGUACGACAACAACCUGGACUGCACAUGGUCAAUCCUUGCUGAACCCGGGGACACUAUCGCUCUUGUUUUCAACGACUUCCUACUAGAAGACAAAUAUGACUUUCUGGAAAUCAGCGGGACAGAAGCACCAACCAUAUGGAUGACAGGCACGACUCUUCCUUCACCAGUGAUAUCGAAUAAAAACUGGCUUCGGAUACAUUUCACCUCGGACAGCAAUCAUAGAAGAAAAGGAUUUAGUGCUCAGUAUCAAGUGAAGAAAGCCAUAGAAUUGAAGUCCAGAGGGGUAAAGAUGAUGCCCAGUAAAGACUCCAGUCACAAAAAUGCUGUCUUGAGCCAGAGUGGCCUUGCUGGUGACAUUUGUCCAGAUCCUGGACUUCCUGAAAAUGGCAAAAGGAUGGGUUCAGUCUUCCAGGUCGGCUCGAGCGUCCAGUUCAGCUGCGAUGACAGCUAUGUACUGCAUGGAUCUAAAAGUAUCACUUGUCAACGGGUCACUGACACGCUGGCUGCUUGGAGCGACCACAGACCCAUCUGCAGAACCCGUACCUGUGGUAGUAAUCUGAGAGGGCCCAGAGGGGUGAUAACAUCUCCUAACUACCCGGUUCAGUAUGAGAACAAUGCACACUGUGUAUGGGUCAUCACUGCAAUGGACUCUGAAAAGGUAAUAAAGCUGUCAUUUGACGAGUUCGAUCUGGAGAGAGGCUAUGACACGCUGACUGUGGGAGAUGGUGGAAAGAUAGGAGACACUCGGCGGGUACUCUAUGUACUUACUGGUACCAGCGUCCCUGAUCUUAUCGUGAGUUUGUCAAAUCAGAUGUGGCUACACCUGCAGUCAGACGACACAAUCGGCUCUGCGGGAUUCAAGGCAAUCUAUGAAGAAAUCAACAGAGGAGGUUGUGGUGAUCCCGGAGUGCCUGCGUUUGGUCGUCGUAGUGGCGAUCGCUUUCAGCACGGUGACGUCUUGACCUUCUUUUGCCAGUCGGCUUUUGAGCUCGUGGGAGAAAAAACCAUCACGUGCCAACACAAUAACCAGUGGUCUGGAAACAAACCCAGUUGUGUGUUUUCUUGCUUCUUCAACUUCACGGCUCCAUCAGGAACCGUGUUGUCCCCAAACUACCCAGAGGAGUAUGGUAACAACCUGAACUGUGUGUGGUUGAUUAUCUCCGAGCCGGGCAGUCGAAUACAUCUCUUCUUCUCUGACUUUGACCUGGAGCCACAGUUUGAUUGGCUGGUAGUUAAAGAUGAAGGUUUGUCUGAGGCAACAACAUUUGGGACUUUCUCAGGAAAAGACGUUCCAUCGCAAAUUGCAUCAAAUGGACAUAUUAUGAGACUGGAAUUCCAGUCUGACCAUUCCAAUACUGGGAAAGGCUUCAAUAUCAGCUACACAACAUUUGGUCAGAAUGAAUGUCAUGACCCGGGUGUUCCAGUCAACGGACAAAGGUAUGGUGACCAGUUUCAGCUGGGCAGCUCUGUGGCUUUUCGCUGUGAUCAAGGAUUCAUUAGGACACAGGGGUCGGACCAGGUCACUUGCAUCAUUCAGGAUGGGAAUGUCGUUUGGUCUGCUGCUGUUCCUCGAUGUGAAGCUCCCUGCGGAGGCCAUCUCACAGCCCCUACUGGUGUCGUACUGUCUCCUGGUUGGCCAUCCUUUUAUAAAGAUUCUCUCAACUGCCAGUGGGUCAUUGAGGCACAGAAAGACCAUGCUGUAAAAAUACACUUUGACAAGUUCCAGACGGAGGUAAACUAUGACACACUGGAGAUCAGAGACGGCCCGUCAACUUCUUCCCCGCUGAUUGGUGAAUACCACGGCACCCAAGCGCCUCAUUUCCUGAUUUCCACAUCCAACUUCCUGUUCCUGUUGUUCACCACCGACAAUAGCCGCUCCUCAGCUGGUUUCAGCAUCAGAUAUGAAAGUGUGAGGAUGGAGUCAGACUCAUGCCUCGAUCCCGGUAUCCCAGUCAACGGCCGUCGCCAUGGCAGUAGCUUUUCCAUUGGCUCCCACGUCUCAUUUACAUGCAACCCUGGAUACACACUCAGUGAUCAGGAGCCAAUUGUUUGUGAGCAGAGUCACCAGUGGAGUCAUGCUCUUCCCAGCUGCGAUGCGCUGUGUGGAGGCUAUGUUUUUGGUAAAACAGGAACAAUUCUGUCUCCUGGCUUUCCUGAUUUUUACCCAAAUUCUCUGAACUGCACUUGGACUGUAGAGGUGUCUCAUGGAAAAGGGGUCCAUCUGGUUUUCCAUACUUUCCAUCUAGAGGAGAACCAUGACUACCUGUCCAUCAUUGAAGAUGGCAACUUCCAGGCUCCGGUGGCUCGACUCACUGGCUCAGUGCUUCCUCCAAGCGUUAAAGCUGGACUCUAUGGAAACUUCAGUGUGCAGCUGAGAUUUAUAUCUGAUUUUUCCAUGAGCUACGAAGGAUUUAAUAUUACUUUUUCAGAGUACGACUUAGAGCCCUGUGAGGAUCCCGGUGUGCCGGCAUUCAGCAGGAGGAUGGGAUUUCGAUUUGGAGUCGGCGACUCGCUUGCCUUCUCUUGUUUCCACGGCUACAGACUUGAGGGAGACAGUAAGAUCACUUGUCUUGGAGGUGGCAGGAGAGUGUGGAGCAACACACUGCCACGGUGUAUAGCCGAGUGUGGAGCUUCCACGUUAGGACCAGAAGGUGUUCUACUCUCUCCAAAUUUUCCCUCCAGCUACGAUAACAACCAUGAGUGCAUCUACCGCAUCACUACUGAAAAGGGCAAAGGAAUCAGGCUGAAAGCUGAGAGCUUCUCUUUGCAAGAUGGAGACUAUCUAAAGGUGUAUGAUGGAGAGAAUACUACAUCCCGUCUUCUUGGCAACUUUACACUUGAUGGAAUGAUGGGUCGUGUCAUCAACAGUACGUCCAAUCACUUAUGGCUGGAGUUCAACAGCAAUGCCUCUGGAACGGAUCAGGGCUUUCGCCUUACUUACACAAGUUUUGAUCUGAUUCGCUGUGAGGAACCUGGAGUUCCCAGUUAUGGGUAUAAAAUCCAGGACGAUGGGCAUUAUGCAAAUACAUUCGUCCUGUACUCCUGCAACCCUGGGUACACCCUACAUGGCAGCAGUACACUUACCUGUCUGAGUGGUGACAGGCGUGUCUGGGACAAACCACUUCCUUCCUGUAUUGCGGAGUGUGGAGGUCACAUAACUGGAGCAGUGUCGGGACGGAUUCUUUCCCCUGGAUACCCGGCUCCAUAUGACAACAACCUCCACUGUACCUGGACUAUAGAGGCAGACACAGGCAAGACUAUCAGCCUCCACUUCAUUGUCUUUGACACUGAGGUUGGCCACGAUAUUUUGAGAGUUUGGGAUGGUCCAUCUGGCUCUUCAGACGGUGGGAUCCUGUUGAAAGAAUGGUCUGGCCCAGCCUUGCCUGAAGAUAGCCACUCGACUUUCAACAUCCUUACUCUACAGUUUGAUGCUGAUUAUUUUAUCAGCAAACAAGGAUUUUCUAUACAGUUCUCUACCACAACAGCAACAUCCUGCAAUGACCCCGGUAUCCCCGUAAAUGGUUCUCGAUAUGGAGACAGUAAAGAGCCUGGUGACAGCAUGACCUUCCAGUGUGACCCAGGCUAUCAGCUGCAAGGCCAAGACACCAUCACAUGUGUACGGAUGGAUAACAGGUUCUAUUGGCAGCCGGAUCCACCAACCUGUAUGGCGACCUGUGGGGGUAAUGUCAGUGGUCCUUCCGGUGUGAUUUUGUCUCCGAACUACCCUCAGCCUUAUCCUCCUGGGAAAGAGUGCGACUGGAGAAUCAGAGUCAAUCCUGACUUUGUCAUUGCCCUUAUCUUCAAAAGUUUCAACAUGGAGCCAAGUUACGACUUCUUGCACAUCUAUGAAGGCGAAGACUCAAACGGGCCUCUCCUUGCAAGUCUUCAAGGCAACCAGGCCCCUGAACGCAUAGAAAGCAGCGGGAACAGUCUUUUCCUGGCGUUCAGAUCAGAUGCAUCUCUAGGAAUGUCUGGAUUUGCUAUUGAAUACAGAGAGAAACCAAGAGAGGCCUGUUUUGACCCUGGCAACAUCAUGAAUGCCAGUCGGACAGGCUAUGACUACAAACUAGGAUCCCAGGUGUCCUACAGCUGUCACCAUGGCUACACAAUAGUGGGUAGUGAAACCAUUAUGUGUGUCAUGGGGAAUGAUGGGAAACCAGUGUGGGACAAGGCCUUGCCAUCAUGUAAAGCUCCAUGUGGAGGACACUAUAGUGGAUCUGAGGGUGUUGUUUUAUCCCCAAACUAUCCUUUAAACUACACCAUGAGACAGAUGUGUUCCUAUCACAUCACUGUGUCCCCACAGUUUGUGGUAUUUGGUCAGUUUGCUGUUUUCCAGACGGCAAUGAAUGACUCAGUGGAGCUUUUUGAUGGAGCCAAUGAAAAUGCUCGACUGCUCAGCUCCCUGGCUGGAUCCCAUUCGGGAGAGACUUUGCCGCUGGCAACAUCCAAUCAGAUCAUGCUUCGCUUCAAUGCCAAGAGUGGCCAGUCAGCUAAAGGCUUUCAUUUUGUCUACCAAGCUGUGCCUCGCACAAGUGACAAUCAGUGCAGCUCAGUGCCAGAGCCUCGGUAUGGCAGACGAAUUGGCUCAGAGUUCUCAGCAGGCUCCGUUGUCCGCUUCGAGUGCAGUCCUGGGUAUCUUUUAAAAGGAUCCAGCGCAAUUCGAUGCCAGGCUGUACCAGGUGCCCUCGCACAAUGGAACGCAUCGACACCUACAUGUAUAGUUCCCUGCAGUGGCAAUUUGACUGAACGUCGAGGUACAAUAUUGUCUCCUGGUUAUCCUGAGCCGUACCCUAAUGCUCUAAACUGUCUGUGGAGGAUCCAUGUCAGUGAAGGAGCAGGAAUACAGAUCCAAGUUAUGACGUUUGCAACAGAACACAACUGGGACUCUCUGGAGAUCUAUGAUGGAGGGGACAUGACAGCUCCAAAACUGGGAUCCUUUUCAGGAACAACAGCUCCUGCUCUACUGAACUCAACAUCCAAUCAGCUACUCCUGCACUUUCAGAGUGACAUCAGUGUGGUAGCAGCAGGCUUUCACCUGGAAUAUAAGACGGUUGGGCUGACCACUUGUCCUGAACCAAUGAUCCCAGCAAAUGGCAUAAAAACAGGAGACAGAUACAUGGUGAAUGAGGUGGUAGCUUUCAUUUGUGAACCUGGUUACACACUACAGGGUCAUUCACACAUUUCUUGCAUGCCUGGGACUGUUCGUCGGUGGAACUACCCACCACCUCUUUGCAUAGCACGCUGCGGUGGGGUCCUAUCUGAGAUGAGUGGUGUCAUCCUCAGUCCAGGUUUUCCUGGCAACUACCCUGGAAACCUGGACUGCACCUGGCAAAUCACCCUGCCAGCUGGAUAUGGAGCCCAUAUUCAGUUCCAAAACUUCUCCUCGGAGGACAACCAUGACUUUCUUGAAGUCCGUGCCGGACCACAACACAGCUCUGCUCUCAUUGGUCAAUUCACAGGCUCACAGAUUCCACCACCAUUGAUGAGCACUACUCACCUGACAAUCAUUCACUUCUACAGUGACCACUCAGAGAACAGGCCAGGGUUCAGAUUGAUCUACCAGGCUUAUCAGCUUCAGAACUGCCAGGAUCCUUCUCCUUUCCCAAAUGGUGACAUUAUCAAAAGUGACUACAGUGCUGGACAAUCAAUAACCUUUCAGUGCUACUCUGGUUAUGUUUUGAUUGGACACAAGGUGCUAACGUGCCUCCAUGGGACAAAUCGGAAAUGGAAUCACCCUUUUCCCCGUUGUGAGGCUCCUUGCGGAUAUAAUAUGACAGCUGAGAAUGGGACCAUCUAUUCACCUCAGUACCCCAACGAAUACCCCAACUCCCAAGACUGCAGCUGGCUCAUCAGCGUUCCCCAUGGCCACGGGGUUUACAUCAACUUCACUUUGCUGCAGACAGAGCCAGUCACAGAUUAUAUUGCUGUCUGGGAUGGGCCUGAUACCUCUAGUCCCCAGCUGGGAGUCUUCAGUGGUAACACAGCAUUAGAGUCGGCCUACAGUUCCAGCUCAAAGGUCUUGGUUCGCUUUCAUUCUGACUUCUCUACUGGAGGAUUCUUUAUCCUUAACUUCCAUGCUUAUCGUCUGAAGAAAUGCCCACUUCCUCCUAUUGUGGAGAAUGCAGAGAUGAUCUAUGAAGAUGAGGACUUUCACAUAGGUGAUAUUGUGAAGUAUCGCUGCCUACCCGGGUACACACUGAUUGGAAAAGCAGAGCUUAUGUGUAAGCUUAAUUCCCACUUGCUUUUUGAAGAUCCACCCCCAAAAUGUCAAGCUCAGUGCCCAGCAAAUGAGGAGAGGUUUUCAUCAUCAGGAGUCAUACUAAGUCCUGGGUUUCCUGGCAACUAUCCCAACAGCCAGACUUGCUCCUGGCUCCUUCGUAUGAUUCCAGGUUACACCAUAAAUAUCUAUGUAGAGAUGUUCCACAGUGAGAAGCAGUUUGAUGAACUGGAGAUUUUUGAUGGAUCAUCAGGACAAAGCCCUUUGCUUGUUGCUCUGAGUGGUAACCAUUCCUCUCAGCUGAACUUCACGUCUAAAACCAACCAGCUCUAUCUACGAUGGUCUACUGACCAUGCAACUAACAAGAGGGGAUUCAAGAUACGAUACUCGGCUUCUUAUUGCAGCAUUAAUGAUCCUCCAUUAAAUGGCGGUGUAGUCAACCGAACGAAGCUCCAUCCAGGUAGCAGACUUCAGUUCUAUUGUAACCAUGGUUACCGCCUGGUAGGUUUAAGCAACGCCACCUGCAGGCUUGAUUCUAGUGGGCUUUACCAGUGGGACGCACCUGCACCCGUUUGUCAAGCGGUUUCAUGUGGAAUACCUCAGACUCCCGCCAAUGGCAGCUUCCAUGCAUACCACUAUAAUGUUGGUAGCCAGGUCACUUAUCAGUGUAAUUAUGGUUACCAUCUUGACCCUGAUGCUCCUGUGUCAGCUGUGUGUUUGGAGGAUGGCAGCUGGAGUAACGCAGGUUCAGUUCCCCGUUGCCAGCCUGUGCACUGUCCCAGCAUUGAAGGCGUCCUGACAGAGCACAUGACCUAUCGCCUGCUCAUUGGUAGGCUGGGUGAGUUUGGUUCCACUGUGAUGUUGGAGUGCUCAACUGGCUUUUAUUUGGGUGUCGGGCAUCGAACUCUCCGCUGCCUCGCCAAUGGGACCUGGGAAGGAUCGGAUGACCCAGCUACGUGCAAGAUCAUCUCUUGUGGGGAGCUUCCUACACCACCCUUUGGUACGAAACUGGGGACACUGACUACAUUUGGAGCAACCGCCAUCUUUAUGUGUAACCAUGGAUACACACUAGUUGCAUCACACGUGAGAGAAUGUGGCGCUGAUGGGCUGUGGAGUGGUGCAGAAACUAAAUGUUUAGCUGGUCACUGCGACUCUCCGGAUCCUAUAGUCAAUGGUCACAUUAGCGGAGAUGGCUCAAGCUACCGUGACACUGUGGUGUACCAGUGCAUGUUGGGAUACAGACUAAUCGGCACAUCUGUCAGAAUCUGCCAGCAAGACCAUCGAUGGUCCGGAACAACACCUGUCUGUGUUCCCAUCACUUGUGGUCACCCUGGAAACCCAGCCAAUGGGCGAACCAAUGGCAGCGAGUUCAACCUCAAUGACGUUGUCAACUUCACCUGCAAUAAAGGUUACAUCCUCAGUGGGAAUGCCCGCGCUCAGUGUCGACUCAACGGACAGUGGAGCAACCCCUUACCUGUCUGCAAAGUGGUGAACUGUUCGGACCCUGGCCACGUGGAGAACGGUGUGCGCCAGUCCGGUCUGCAUUACCCAGAAAUUUUCAGCUAUGGCGUAACCGUGGUGAUCCAUUGUAAGAGAGGCUAUUACCUUCUGGGCUCUGCAAUCCUCACGUGUCAACACAACGGCCUGUGGGACCGGCCAACACCUCGAUGCUUAGCUAUUUCCUGUGGCGAUCCCGGUGUGCCACCUAAUGCAGUAGUCUCGGGAACCCACAGUUGGACAUACGGUUCUGUUCUGCAGUACUCCUGUUUGCCUGGCGGGGUUCUAGUGGGCAAUUCUACACGCAACUGCCAAGAAGAUGGCACAUGGAGUGGGGCACCGCCCUACUGCACAGGAGCUAGUCCUGGAUUGUGCGGAGACCCUGGGAUACCGCCACAUGGCACCAGACUGGGAGGGGAAGAAUUUAAGACCAAGAGCCUUCUGCGUUUUAGCUGUGAGGCUGGGUAUAAUCUGAUUGGCUCAGCUGAGAGGAUCUGUCUUCACAACAGCAGCUGGAGUGGUACACAGCCCGUGUGUCAAGCUGUUUCUUGUGGUAACCCUGGCACUCCUGCCCAUGGAAGAAUUGUGUUCAGCGACGGCAUCACUUUUGGCAGCUCAGUGGCUUACGCGUGUUGGGAAGGGUUUAAAACAUCUGGACUGACCACCAGACACUGCACAACAAAUGGCACAUGGACUGGUCAGCCCCCAGAUUGCACUGUGAUAAGUUGUGGCGACCCUGGGCCCAUCGCCAAUGGCAUCUAUUUGGGAAGAGAAUUUACCUUCAACCAUACUGUUGCCUACCGCUGUAACCCUGGCCACCUGAUGGAACCAGCUGGACGAAAUGUUCUGGGCUGCACUAAAGAUGGAACCUGGAACCAAACCAAACCCAGUUGCAAAGUUAUCCAGUGUGGACAUCCCCCCCAAGUGCUCAAUGGAAAGGUUGAAGGGACUGAUCACUCCUGGGGAUCCAGUGUGAGCUACAGCUGUUUCCAGGGUUAUCAGAUGUCCAUCCCUGCUGUCUUAACCUGUGAGGGAAACGGGACGUGGACUGGAGACAUUCCACAGUGUUUGCCUGUCCUGUGUGGGGAUCCUGGUUCUCCUGGUGAAGGAUUCAGAGAGGGGACCAUCUUCUCAUACGGGUCAGAGGUCAGGUUUUACUGCCAUUCCCCCUUUGUGCUGGUGGGCUCUGCCAGCAGACUCUGUCAAGCAGAUGGGAUUUGGAGUGGGCAUCAACCAACCUGUAUAGACCCAGCCUUCAACAGUUGUCGUGAUCCAGGAACUCCAGCCUACGGUAUUCCAAUCAUGGCCCAGGGCUUUCAGGUGGGCAGUAAGAUUUCUUUCAAGUGCCGCAAAAACUACCAUAUCCUCGGUUCGACAACAAGAACGUGCCUGGAAAACCUAACGUGGAGUGGAACUCAACCUGAGUGCAUAGCUCAUUCAUGUCGACAGCCAGAAACCCCCAGUAACGUGGAUGUUCGCGCUAUGGACCUGCCAACUUUAGGAUAUACACUGAUAUACAUGUGUCAAGAAGGUUUUUAUCUGUCUGGUGGAUCAGAGCACAGAACCUGCAAAAGUGAUGGAAGAUGGACAGGGAAACCGCCGCUCUGUAAAGUUGGAGUGAAAGUAAAUCCCAAAGGCAGAGGGGACUCAGACAUCCAGAAGAAUAAGAUCCGUGUUCCAGCAGAUGUCUUCUCUCCAAACUCGGAGUGGAGUGGUUUCUACGAGUAUUUAGGGAAGAGGCAGACCACCACCUUUGCAGUUACUGGGUUCAAUGCUACCAGCAGCCGAGUGAACGUCACAUUACUGGAGACCAGCGGAGUGUCGAUCAGACUGUCAGGUACUUACAAGUCAGAGGAAAACCAGCUGCUGUUGAAGGUGUACCAAGUGAAGGGGCCAACAGAGUAUUACUACAGCAAGUUUAAAAAUGACAACUGGGCCAUGGAUGGAUAUGUCACUGCGGAGUCUGACCAGAAGACUUUCAUUUACCAGGGACAUAUUCACAGCAAAGACUUUGGCAAGUUUUCUCUGACAAGACAAGGUCCUGUAACCACGGCAAUGAAUCCAUCAAACCCAUACACGAACAGCAGCUCUGUGGCAGCGGCCAUUUUAGUUCCCUUCUUUGCCCUCAUCCUCUCUGGGUUUGCCUUCUACCUCUACAAGCACAGGACCCGUCCAAAGGUCCAAUUCAACGGCUAUGUCGGACAUGAGAGCUCCAAUGGGCAGGCAUCAUUUGAAAACCCAAUGUAUGACACCAACAUGAAGCCCACGGAGGCUAAGGCAGUUCGGUUUGAUACCACCCUGAACACAGUCUGCACUGUGGUGUAGUUGGGCAAACCUGUCUCUGCCCAUAAAGCGGUUCAGACCACCUUCAUGUGGCGGUCUGCUGAGUGGUGUAACCAAAAUAGAAAGCAAACAAACCUAAUAUCUGGACUUGUCACCAUGAGCAGCCUUUGUGUUACAUGCUGGUGCCCUGCCAGCAAAAUCUUCACAAUAAUGCAGCUCUACUCCACUUCCUCCCACUCUGAUGGCAUUUUUCCGCUCUGGUUUGAGGGAGGAAGACAGAAAAUAUAGUUGAUACUGACAAAAAAAAAAGGCAGUAAAUCACAACCUCAUCAAAUAUCAGAAAGUCUGAUUUCAGGAGAUUACUGCCUCAGCUACAGUUGUUGUUGGUUUUUUUUUUUGGCACUGUUGCAUUUCAAGCAUGUAUACAGAUGGCAUAGCUAGUUGACCUGCUGCUAAGAGCAUGCUCAUCAAGUUUGAAGAAUUGCCCUUACUUUUUCUUGGAAAAAAGCUCUGCAGCAAGGGCCACAUAACUAAAUCAGCAGUAGUUAUUUCCAAUAUCAUCCCACAACUCCCAUGCCAAAUUUGCACAGUGGUACAGGCUAAUGAACUUCCCCGCUGCAGGCCAGAUUUGGGUUUGACCAACACGAGGUUUCACCCUCAGGGGAAGCACAUACCUUUCAUACACUCACAGAUAUAAGAUGGAUCCCGUAUAAAACCUUAGAUAUUUACUGGUGCUGGACCAAAAUCAUCCCACUGACUUUCCGUCCUUCUGGAUUUGACUAAUAAACCUUUUACAGUCUCUCUUGUGUUAGAACCUCAUGUGGGUUCCACAGAUUUGCGUACAUUUAAAAACCAAAUGCAGAGAUAUGAUUAGUUUAAUGUGUUAAUUUAAUAUUAACCUGGUGGACAUUUGGUGAACAAAAAUCAGGGUUAGAUGGGAGUUAGGUUUGAAAAUGUUUUAGCCUAUUUAGAGAGCUGAGCGACAAGCAGGACAAUCACAGAGUUAGGUACGAUUAGUGGACAGAUAUUACAACAAUUUGUUUCAUGGAUUCUUGUAAUUUUCAUUAAUUUAUGCCACUUUUAUGCCUUUUAUGACAGCACCAUAGUACACUGCAGCUAAAUAGGUUAAAACAUAGCAAAUCAAGCCUCUCUAAAGUAUGUUUUCCAAAGGCUUUGCGCCAACACCAAGAGUUAUCCCAAGCUAAGCGAGUUUUUAACAUGUUCAAAUAUUACAAGAAGAUAGUUAAUACCUAUAAGUCCUGCACAGAAUUCAGUUGUUGAAACAUAAAACCAUUCGGUUGCAUUGUAAUGCCUUUGCAGACUAUGGACUGGUUUCUAGAAGCUUGUCAAACACAAUCAAACAUUUGGUUUUUUUUCCUGGACUCGCCACAAUUCUGUGCUUGGUGGCUUAACAAGUGGAAACCUGGAGGCAAUAAGCUGUCAGGAUUGUCAACUGCUGCAAUCAACUGUGCCCAAAUCCAGGAAAUGAUUUGUUCUCUUGUAACUCUAGUCUGGACUAUCAGCCGCAAGAUGACUGAUUCCUUUUCUACACUGAACUCUCCAGCCACAAAAUCUGAAAUAAGAUAAACUGAUUUGCUGACAGACUGGCUGACUGACAGCAACUGGACAAAUGGACGCAGACAAAUAAGGGCAGUUAGUUACUGUUGUCAGUCAAACUAGCUGUAAAAAGAGACAUGGACAUGUUAGAGUGGAAACAGAGACAUCAAGAUGUCUCUAUGUGUCUCUUCUGGUAUUUUUCUUCAGUGAAGAUAUCGAUGAACAGACUUGUAUGUUCAAAAGCCCAGCGGCUUAUUGGGACUUCCCAAACUACAGCUGCUGGGGACUCUAAAAUAUAAAGUUUAUAUAAAUCGCACAAAUUUUGCACUAGUGUUAUUAUUUUUUUGUUUAGUUUUGUUUAUGUUCAUGUGUUUUUGGUUUUGUUUAGGUUUUUUUUGCCCCAAUUGGGACGAGGGAACGAAGAGAAGAUUUGGGAACAGAAAUGGGUUUGCUAAAGGAGUCAUUCAAAAAAGAAUUUUAAUUCAAAAGCUUCUAUCUUUAAAAAGACAAUAUGACUAAAUACAGGGUUACAGUGUGUUUGUAUAUACACAUUUAUAUUUCUCGCUCCCUGUUAGCAGUUGUUUAUUUGUUGCCAUACAUGCUAGCUAAUCAGAAAUGUGGGAGUUCUCAUGUGAAAGAGAUUGACAGGAAAUGUUGUCAGUUUCUUGGUCUUUCUGAAAGCUUUUACUUGCUUCAAUGUAAUUGGUAGAAGAAAAAAAGGAGAACAUCACAUUCAUUAAAAGCCAGUAACAAUAACUUGCAAAAGGCCUAUCCAGAAAUAGUAAUUUACACAGAUUAAAUUAGCAGCUUUUUUCUUGAAAAUGGGACAAUUUUGAGUAUUAGCUUUCAGAAAAGCCCCGCAACCAUUUCUCUAACCAUCUUUAAAAGGCACAUGUUCCUUUCCACCGCUAUUAUUGUGCAUCCUUUCAUCACAUUACAUAUCUGAUGCACACAGUCUUGUUACAACAGCCUUUUCAAAGAGCACAGAGAGUUUGUGAUUGGUUUGAGAAGCGGUCAGCAGUCAAACAAGUUCAUGAGGAAGGCAACAUGCACAUUUAGGGUUGUCAGCAAUUAUAUCCCCGUAUUAUUUAAGAAAUACCUCAUCAGCAGAAAGUGUGUCAAAUCCUUUAUUAUGAAUGCUGGAUCAUCACUGCAACAAAUAUUCAAGCUUACGGACAAACUCAUCCCGCCGAUUUCCUGGAAAUUUUAAAUGUUGCUCUGACAUCCACAAAUCUGUAGGACUCAAGAAAAUCCACGAGUUUCAAACACUAAGCUUGUUAUUUUUCACAAUGUUUUCUCAAAAUACUUUUUUUUUAAACGUUGCUGCACUUGGUUUAUGUAACAGAUUUAAUUGCUUUCACUGUGUCUCCUUUGUUGUUUCCAGGGUUUGUUUCAUGCUUCACACACAACAUUCUGAGAAUAUUCUUGUACAUCCAGCAUUUGCGUUAAGCCUCAUGUUUUUUUUUGUUGGUUUUUUUAUGUUUUCCAUGUUUUAUUUCAUUUUAUUUUUUCAUUUCUCAACCACCAUCCACAGCACAACCACAAAAACCUUCUCUAAAAUUUUAUUCAUGUGCUAGUAGAUUAGGGACGUGUAAAGAGAAGAGCUUCCAACAGACAAAAUAAUGACAUCUUCUAACUAAUGUGUCAUAUUUCUUGCAGAGAAUAGUCGUGUUAAAUGUAGCUGAUUAUUCUGAAGAACUCAAAUACCCCAAAAGUGUGCAUGAGAAGAUUGUCAAAACUCUACAGCUUUCACCUCAUUUACUGGAAAAUGACUUUGCCCCAGACCUCAGUGCUGCAAAUGAAAUGCCGUUAAACUGGUCGAGUCUGGAUAGACAUUGUUUUACGUAAAACAACCAUUGUGCUGCAAAGAAAGAAAAAUUGAGGAACAGAGCAGCUCUUAAAAAUAUUUCAGCAAUACAAAUGACAUAUUCAGAAUCUCCAUAUUGGAAUAAACAAGACAUCUGUAAACACUGUAAACAGCAGUGGAGCGUCUGCUCACAGUCAUGAGCCACAUCUCUUCCUUCUUUCUUUUUUUUAAUUGCGAGAGAGCUUUCUGUGCUUCUGGUUUUAAUUGAUUUGAUUAAUUCAGCGUAGAUUUCCUAUGGAGUCAGGAGUGCAUAAUAGAGCCUGAAAAUUAGAGGCUGGUUUCCAAAACCGUAUUAAAAGGUCUAGUUUUAUAAUUACUGAGCGAUAUCUGAUCUCCUAGUGUGCCUGAAAGAGAGAAUUUGGACUGUUUUAUGUAUUCAGGCAUGCUACAAUGUAACUGCACCACCGCGGUUAGAUCUGACAUCCUCCAGGCCCAUAAAUAUACGGCAUAAUGCAGGAUGUCAUUUUGUGCAGAUACUGAGUUUCCUGCACGACUGUCAAGUCUUUGUAGAAUUUCUAUAAGCACACUUCAACGCAUGCUGAGCUCAGAACAGGAUUUUCCACCCACUAAUGUUUCAAUAUUUCCCCUGAUAACCAGCUCUGUAGUGACAGAUGUCAGGCGCUAUUUGACUUCAUUUUGUUACAAAAACAGAUAUCCCUCGCAGAUGUUCUGUGAAAGGUGGGCCCAGUCACAUCUAAAAUGUGCUGUAGAAAUAGAAGCCCAUGGCAGGA